AUGAUUCUAUUGAUAUUAAUUGUUGUAAUUAGUAAAGGAUUGGAAAUUGAACAAUACAAUGAACAAGGAAAUAAAGAUGAUAAUAAACGUGAAGAUAACAUGAUUGAUUCAACAAGAACUAAACAACAUAAAUACGAGAAUAACUAUAACAAUGAUGAAAAUACACAACAUCAAACAUAUAAUCGGUUGACUAAUACCAUUCAAAAUAUUUAUAUUAAUAUACAUUUGAUAGCUGAAGCACCAUCAGAAUCAGUACCACAAGCUCUAAAAGAAGGUGCAGAAACAGUAUCACAAGGAACUACAACAACUGUACAACAAGAACAAGGAAGUAGAGUAACAACACAUGGAGAUGCAACAGGAACUUUAUCUCAACUAGGUUCAGCAUCAGCAGGUGUAUCAUCAACAUCACAACCACAAGUACCAUCAGGACAAGGAGAUGGAGUGUCAUCAACAGGAGUAUCAUCACAGUCAGGUGGAUCAACACAAGCAGAACAAACAACACAUUCAAUUGAAACAUCAUCACAAACAAAACCAUCAGGAGCGUCAACAACGAGCUCAGAAGGAGGUGCAACAAAAGGAGGUGCAGAAGCAAUAACAACUGUACCAGCAGACACAGCACAACAGUCAACACCAACGACAUCAACAACAGGAAGUACAUCAUCAACAACACAAUCAAAACCAUCAACACCAAUAACUCCACCACAAAGUAGUUCAGCAGUAGGAAUUACCGAAACAACAACACACCUGGGAGAUACACCAUCACCAGUAACAACACA
This is a messenger RNA of Entamoeba histolytica HM-1:IMSS, 776 nucleotides long. Its product is annotated as mucin-5AC, putative. The transcript has a single exon. The record is from RefSeq and is a predicted model, not a curated record. Lineage: Eukaryota; Evosea; Mastigamoebida; Endamoebidae. The annotation marks the transcript as partial.